Molecule: messenger RNA, 4471 nt
Organism: Lytechinus variegatus (green sea urchin)
Lineage: Eukaryota; Metazoa; Echinodermata; Echinoidea; Temnopleuroida; Toxopneustidae
Product: solute carrier organic anion transporter family member 4A1-like
Exons: 14
Coding region: 711-2888 (725 amino acids)
Biological process (GO): sodium-independent organic anion transport; transmembrane transport
Cellular component (GO): membrane
Molecular function (GO): protein binding
Source: RefSeq, a predicted model, not a curated record
CAAGAACACAAAGCAAGGAACUGAACCUUGAACCACCUAAACUGCAGAAGGUCUUCCCAGAGGCAGAUUCAAUCAGUUUCAAGAAAAAUAUGUUCCCGAGGUUAUGCUGGACCGAAUUGGUACCGAAACGUGUUUUUUCCUGAUGUUUCUAUGAUGACGACUGACUUUGAAAUUAUUGUGACGUCAAUCAUUCAUUUUUCCAAAGUAUGAGACUCUUGGCACGCAGGUGUGUUGUUACCAUGGUAAAAAUUGAUAAUGAAAAACAGGCCAACAUCAAUUAACUUAUAAGUAAAAAGGUGCCUUCAGUUUCUUCAGAUAUGGUUUCACACCUUUAACGUAAAAUUUUGAAAUAAAAACUAAACAUUGUCUUAAUGAUGAACAUGCAUCACUUAUAUCAAUCAGCUUAACAGCUUUAUCUUUCACUCUGGAUGUAACGGGUUAAUGCCUAAAUAGCCUACCGUAGCCUAUGAUACUUCAGACAAAUUAUAGUGAACAAAAUCAAGGAGCACAGUUCUUACUUCGGGAAUCUCGAUAUCACUCGUUUUGAUCUGAGGCUAUUUGUCAUCUCUUUAGAUGUAACAAUCGUAAAAUAAACUACAACAAAUUCGGGCUCUCUUGGCACAUCCGUUAACCCUCAUUUUCAAGUGCUCGGACAAGCACUAGUCAUUAUCGUGAAGGUUUAAGCGAGCAGUAUCUAAAACUUUUCAAAGAUGGGGAACCGGAAGUACAGAACGGACGCUGGCAGUCAAACCGGAAGUGAUUACGUGUAUGACAACCCAGUAGCAAGCACUGUGUCCAAUGAGAAUGGGAUCUCUGUGAUAUCAACUGGAAACUUUUCCACACAUUCCAAUGGAGAUCCCAAACGUCAGGAGAUAAAGGAGGAUAAGAAAAAGCACCGUUUGACCUCCGUAUCAAAGGUUGAGAAUGAUGACAUCGUCGACCAAGACGUCAAUGUCAACGAGGACACAAAAUUUGGAUGGCUUUGGUUUCGUCCAAAAUGCCUACAGGUCUUCAACACGCCCUUGGGCUACUGUUUUAUGUUAUGCCUGGUGUCCUUCGUGCAAGGCAUGACAGCUUUUGGCUUCGUCUUCAUCAGUCUAUCCACCAUAGAGAAACGUUUCUUCCUCAACAGCGUGCAGAGUGGUAGCAUAUCAAGUGCUUAUGAUUUUUCGUCGCUUAUUGUGGCGGUUAUCGUUAGUUAUAUGGGUGAGAGGGGACAUCGCCCACUAUGGGUUGGAUUUGGCUCCAUGCUCUUCUGCGCAGGGUCUAUCACCUUUGCAAUCCCUCACUUCGUCACCCCGAAUUACGUCUAUCAAGAGGUCGACUCAGACUAUUGUGGUCUACCAAACGAGACACUCAGCUGUGAUGACCAUGGUUAUGAAGGUGACGAUACCGAUUUUGAAGACACUCCUUUAUCAAAGUACUACUGGUUCUUCAUUGUUGCCCAGGUGCUGCAUGGUAUCGGAGCUGCUUCUCUUUACACACUUGGGGUUGCAUACGUUGAUGAAAAUGUUCCUCCACGACAAUUUGGCAUUUUCAUGGGUAUCUACAACGCGAUCACUGUGGCGGGGCCUUCGCUUGGUUACAUCAUUGGGGGAGCAUUCCUGAAUAUUUAUACUGAUCUAAACGUCGAUAAAAACAGUCUUACUAUCGAUGUAACCAGUCCUCUCUGGAUAGGUGCCUGGUGGAUUGGCUUCAUAAUGAAUGGGGUUCUUCUCUUCGUGUUUACAUUCAUCUACAUGGGAUUCCCAAAGGCUCUACCAGGGCGAGAUAAAGUGAUGGCAGAACGACGAAUAGAAACCCAGAAAGGUCAAGAUUUCAAAACCGAGAAAGGGGCACUUAACCAACUCAGAGCAUUACCACGUGCUAUCAUCAGCCUCUGUACCAACCUUCCUUUUAUGUUCUUGAAUGUUGGUUCCGUCGCGGCGUUCUUCCUUGUUGCUGGUCUUGCCGUCUUCGGACCCAAGUAUCUGGAGUCCCAACUAGCUAUGACACCAAGUGAAGCUGCUUAUGCUAUGGGUGUCAUUGCGGUCAUUGGAGGCAUCACUGGCGCCCUCAUCGGCGGAAUAUUGAUCAAUAGGUUGGAUCUGAAGUUUCCUGGUUUGAUGAAGCAGAGCAUGAUCGCUACCUACACAGCGAUCUUAGCAUGCGGUAUUUUCUUUGCUGUCUGCCCAACAGUCGAUUUCUCUGGAGUCACCGUCAAAUAUGAAAGCAGCGAACCACAUGACGGGCUGUUUGAGUUGAACUCUACAUGCAACUCACGUUGUUCGUGUUCUAACAGCUAUGAUCCUGUAUGUGGGAGCGAUGGGAUCAUGUAUUACUCGGCCUGCCAUGCUGGUUGUGAAGUCGAAUUCUUGGCCAGCGGUGAAGUGCUAUUACACGAAUGCAAAUGCGUCCACGACUCAGACUCACCUAGCGACUUUGGUACAGUGAAUUUUGGUACCUGCUCUACAUCAUGCCCGUAUAAAUGGCUCUAUUUUGUUGGUUUAAGUGUCAUUGUCAUGCUUGGUGCUGUGUCGGGUGUGUCAGGAUGGACUGCAACAAUCAGAUGCGUGCCUCACAGUCAGAGGGCGUUUGCCAUGGGCAUCCAGACUUUGAUCUACGGGUUGCUAGGUUCUGUACCCGGUCCCAUUAUCUUUGGAUUACUGCUGGAUACUUCGUGUCUCUUGUGGGAGUCUAGUUGUGAUGGCUCGGCCAACUGUUGGCUGUAUGACAACAAGCUCUCCGCUAGGGGGUUUCUGAUCCUCAGUGCCAGCUGUGAAUUCAUCGCCGCUAUAUGCCUUACUCUCGCACUGGUAUCAUACAAAUCCCCAAGCAAACAAUCAGAACUUGAGGGCGGGAUGAAUAAAGAGUUUGCAAGCCAGGAUGAAUUAGAUACUGUUGCGUGAAUACCAUCAAAAUCAUCAUUUCAGUUACUAUUGUACGACAAAACGCACUGCUGAUAUCACUUGUAGAGUGAAAACCUUCCUGGACCUGGCAGGCAACGCACAUAAUUAUGAAUCUAAGUGUGGCGCCAUCAAUCGCAGCAUCACAUAUUUUGAUUUUACCACGUUACCAAGAUUAACUUGUUGAAUUAUCGGGUUACGCGUAAUGUCUUUAUGACCCCAUUUUCUAUAAGCGAGUGCAGGGGAUAUGUCACAUAAUAUGUGGUUUUGUAUGAAAGAUGAGAUUGGAAGUCUUAUUGAACUCAUAUUCACGCCCAGGUUCUUAAUUUUUCUUUGCUGAAUCAUCGCAUAAAAAAAUGAAUGAUCUGUUCACUCUGAUACAUGGUAUCCAUGUGCCUAUUAUGAAAGAAAUGCAAGAUGAAAGGACAAACCAUACUCUAGCUGGAGAAUUAUGUAUUUUUUUAAAUUCGAGUCCUGACAGUACAUCGACAUUAUAUUUGAAUAAAGCGCUGUCGUGAUAACAUAAAUAUACAAUGAUGAUAUUCUUUUUUAAAGUCUUACAUAAACGUCAAAUGUGUCGGCCUAAAAAGUCCUAAAAUGUUUAAAAUACCUCUUCACCUGCCAGUAUAUCUGAUAUUCUGUUUAAUCUUUCCUUAAUACCUCAAGAGAUAUGUAACUUAAUCAAUAUAGUAAACAUCGUAAAUAUCGAAAAUGAUAUCCUUGACUUUAGCAUAAUAUUGUACAUACUGUACAAAAUUGUUGGAGGACUAUUGUGUGUAUAUAUUUCAAACAGUACUAUGAUGUCGUGCAGCCUAUACAAGAUUACUUAGUAUGACAUUGAUUUUUAUUUCUUUUCUUGUAGAGCUUCAUUGUCAAUGUUUUAGAAGGAUAUUAGAGGUUCUCAUCCGUGUUAUGAUAGUCUCAUAUGAAUGGAUGUCAAUAGGGAUAACUCAUUGAUUAUAUUGAAAUAUUUAAUGUGUAAGUAUUUUGCGGGAUGAUCAUUUAAUCUCUACAAAUUGGCAUCAAACGCAUGGGCAUGGGGUGGGAAAAGAAACUGGAAAAUGGUAUUUAUAUUUGUAAAAUAUAAGGAAGAAGAGGAAUGCAAAAAGAGACAAAAAAUCAAUAUAUUUGUAAAGGAAAUUACUGGAUUAUACUGUACAUUAUACGAUUAAUUUGAUGUGGUAGGGAAAAAAAAUUACACUUCCUUCAGCUUUGGGUCCUCUAUCAAAAUAUUCUGAUACUGGUCAUGUUAAUUUGUUACUAUUAUUAUUACCAUUACCCAAUGCUGACGCUACGGAAACGACUGUUGAUUAUCAAGAAAAGUAAGGGUGCAAAGACGAGAGAGGAGACGAACAUUGAAAGAAGGUUCAUUCAAUUCUUUAUAUAAUUUCUAUUCAAACAUACAAAGAAACAUAAAUCAGAUAAAAAUAUAAGAAUAGAUACGUUAAAGGAAAGCAGUAUAAAAUGAUACAUAUGAAAAUCUGUGUGUGUGGGUCCAUCAAAAGAUAACAGGAAAGAGGUAACUGGGUCAUAAUAUCAUAACACUAUUUUCUGUUAGAAAGAUUAACCUUCUGAUGGUCAUUUGG